CAUUUCACUCCAAAGUUCCCUUGGCUUCCCCAGCGGCAGGCCCCGUUCAUGCCCCGCACGCAGUCCACACUUGCAAGUCUUGGCAAGGACAGCUCCCGAGUCUCGGGUUCUAUGGACGACGCACAGACCAGGGCUUAGUCAUCAGAGUGCGCUGCUGUGCCCGCUCGAAUUUUGAAAGCCCACAAACUGGAAAUUAUUUCGGGAAAGACUUCAACACGGUCGUCAGCUACUUGUCUCUGAGCCUUACAACCGACUUCAGGCAAGGCCCCGCUGGAUCACUGAGUACGUCCAUACUGUCCCUCUGCGUUUUUUGGUUUUUUUUUUUCGACGCGACUCCGAGUUUCCCGUGUCGUUCACCCCCUCUAACCUCAAUCCACCACAGAAUCAGUCAAGAUGAAGUUCUUGAAGACGUCGCGAGUCUGCCUCGUUACCCGGGGUCGUUAUGCCGGCAAGAAGGUCGUCAUCAUCCAGCCCGUUGACAACGGCUCCAAGACCCACCCCUACGGUCACGCCAUCGUUGCCGGUAUCGAGAGAUACCCCAGCAAGAUCACUCGCCGCAUGAGCAAGACCCGCCAGGAGAAGCGCUCCAAGGUCAAGCCCUUCAUCAAGGUCAUCAACUACAACCACUUGAUGCCCACCCGCUACACCCUCGAGCUUGAGGGUCUCAAGGGCUCCGUCUCCGCCGAGACUUUCAAGGAGGUUUCCCAGCGCGAGGAUGCCAAGAAGACCGUCAAGAAGGUUCUCGAGGAGCGUUACACCUCCGGCAAGAACAGGUGGUUCUUCACCCCUCUCCGUUUCUAAAUUAGUCUUCCACUCUCGGUCUGGGCAGGGCGCAUGGUUUUAGGGGGCUGUAUACAGCAUUCAUCCAGGGAAUAAAACUUGAGGCUUCCUGACUAGUCU
Molecule: messenger RNA, 900 nt
Organism: Neurospora hispaniola
Lineage: Eukaryota; Fungi; Ascomycota; Sordariomycetes; Sordariales; Sordariaceae
Product: putative 60S large subunit ribosomal protein
Exons: 3
Coding region: 394-801 (135 amino acids)
Biological process (GO): translation
Cellular component (GO): ribosome; cytosolic large ribosomal subunit
Molecular function (GO): structural constituent of ribosome
Source: RefSeq, a predicted model, not a curated record